ACAAACGCAGACGAGUCAUAAUUGCAGCGGAGGCCACCAGCCACGAGGCGGUGGGGCGACUGAAAACCCGCCCACCGGCGGGAGCCAGGAUUGCCCUACUAGGGUGAGGGGCUUGGUAGUCAAACCGAGGCCCUUCCUCUGCCAGCACGUGCGAAGGCAGCUGCGAUCUGCCUGCCAGCGACCAUCGCCCCGCCGCCAGGUCUCUCAGAACCUCCCCAGUUUGCUGCUGCUGUUUGCACAGGAGCGGGAUUCUGCUGGCAGUUUGCAUUGCAAACAACCGCGCGCCGCCGACCUGGGAGGAGCGCGCAUCCCGCUGUCUGCAGGUCUCCACGUUUGCGGGACACGGAACAGGCGUCCGUGUGGAAUCAACUUUUUCCCUCUCUCUUUCUCUCUCUCUCUCUUUUUUAAAAGCAAAGAUCAGGCUUGUUGCUUGCGGCGGUGCCUCGGCUACCGUUUCUUCAGCAGACAAACUUUAUAACGGGAACUUGGAAUGGAAAUAGGCAUUUGGAGAGAUUAGUAGGGAAGAGCUAGAAACACCGGCCGGGACCGCCUGGUGCGAUCUGCAUGGUGCAAAGGAAAGGGUCGUCGCCGCUGAAUUCUUUUGGAGCUGCCCGAUGGACUUGGGCGUGAGGAUGGAAAAGAAAAGCAUGGACCAUUACCUGCGCCGUCUGAAGCAGGAGCUGUUAUCCAUGAAGGAGGUUGGGGACGGUCUGCAUGAACAGAUGAACUGCAUGAUGGGUGCUCUGCAAGAGCUGAAACUCCUCCAGGUCCAGACAGCCUUGGAGCAGCUGGAGAUUUCAAGCAAGCCAAACCAGGUUUCAGGAAUUGGCCAGCAUACGUAUUGUCAGAGCAAUAAAGAAGUGCCAAGGUUAAGAUGCGAAGCCACCAGGCAGAGUGAGAAACUGCUGGGAACAAGUUCUUUGGAGAGCUGCAGCUCUUCAGCUUUUUUAUGCUCUGCUCAGAUGCCACAGCCUACCAGCCCACUUUACCACAUUUCUUUGCCACAUAGUACCCAUGAGCACAUGACUUCAUCCCUUAGUAGCAUGAGCAGUGACGACUGCUAUCAUACCAGUGGGCUGUCAUCAACAGUGAGCACAGCAGAGUACCACUCACCUAGAACACUUGAUUCAUCCAGUGAGCAUAUGUCUAGAAGCUGGUUUUCUCAUGAUACAAGCAGCCUCUCUGAGAGUAAAUUUGGAUGCCAAGAAUGCCAGUUCUCUGAUGAGACCGAUGAUUGGACCUCUUCACUAAUGUCUCAAAGCAGGAACCGACAGCCUCUGGUCUUGGGUGACAACAUCUUUGCUGAUUUGGUUGGAAACUGGUUGGAUUUGCCAGAGAUAGACAAGAAAGGGGAAAAGAAUGAGACUUUAUCAGGCAGCAAAUCCCAGGAGUUCUACAAGAAGUUUUCCCUCACAGCCAAUAUAUUUAAGAAGUUCUUAAGGAGCGUCCGACCAGAUCGAGACAGAUUGCUGAAGGAGAAGCCUUGCUGGUUGCCAGCUGAAGACAAAAAGGCUGAAAUCUUAAAGAGGCCCAAAAAAGUAAACAAACAGAAGGGAAUUUUUUAUUUCCCAGUUCAUGGAAACUUAUCAAACACUCAGGACAAAGCCGAAAGGUGCCAAAAGAAGGAAACUAGCAAGGUCAAGUCUAAACAUUGUACCAAGGAGACCCACAACACAAUAGACUACAGUCAGUCAGGGUUUGAUUUUAACACAGCUGUAUGGGUCUGAAUUGCAUCAUGCCAUCUCCUUUGCCAAACAGGUCUGUUCCAAAACAGACUGGGAAAGGUAUUGGAGAUAUUUGCCAUGUAUGGACUGGGAUAAGGGAAAAGCAACAAUGUUCCUAGAAACAGAGAGUUGGAUCAAAUCACAUUGACUAAUACAACUUUAAGGAGAACUGUGCCUGUUUGAAAAAGGAAGUCAGAUUGUUGGCAGAAUCUCUCCAGAGCUAAUACUUGUGGUAAUUUUUCUCUGUUUGAGGACCAGAGGCAUGUCUUAAUUAGUCAAUCCCUCUGUCUUAUCUCCUAGAGAUCUCUUGUUUGCCACUCAUAAUAUUUAGUUCAUUUCUAAUUCAGGUGGGAACUGAAUGUUAGGUAAUCAGUGUGUGUUUGUGUGUUUAAUUUUUGUGUAUGUUAAAUUCUACAUUUCCUUGUGUGCACUAAAUCCUAGGUUAUUCACUAGGUAAAUGAAUAAGCACUUAUUGGUUCAGUUGAGAGUGAGGCUUGAAUUUCUGUAACUCCAGGACUUGAACAAUGGCUGAGAGAAAUUGGCUUGGCCCAGUCAUUGCACUGAGUAUUGAUUGCUCUUUUCUAAAGUAUUAUAUCUUGCUCACCUUCCAUACUCUGAACUGUCCUUGGGUGUGUCUGAGGAGUGCUGUAUAGUGAGUACAAAAUUGUUGCGGCUAUCAGGUUACCAUAAAUUCUUCACCCCUUCAUGUUGAUCUCAAAGCCUUAAAAUUCAGAUUCCACACUGAAGUCCCAAGUUGCAGUAGACCCUUCCCUAGUUUUGUUGUUCCAUUUCACAAUUUUUUUUGUAUCAAUUUAGUCUUGUGAUAAUUAGUUCUCCAGCAAUCAGCUGUCCAAGAAUGUACUAAUAAAGUGAUGUUCUUGUCUCCAAA
Messenger RNA from Sphaerodactylus townsendi, 2613 nucleotides. It is a transcript of the gene INKA2, whose product is annotated as inka box actin regulator 2. Gene Ontology annotation, cellular component: nucleus. Bases 615 to 1727 code for a protein of 370 amino acids. The record is from RefSeq and is a predicted model, not a curated record. NCBI's taxonomy places the organism in Eukaryota, Metazoa, Chordata, Lepidosauria, Squamata, Sphaerodactylidae. The transcript has 2 exons. Gene Ontology annotation, molecular function: protein serine/threonine kinase inhibitor activity; protein kinase binding.